GCAAAUAAGCAUAAUACCGAACAAACAGGGAAAUAAACUAAAUCGCAACUCCAUAGUUGGUCGGUGGUAAAUAAUUAAGAGUGCAGGUAAUGUCAGUAAUGGACAUUUGUUGGGAGUCAAAACUUUUCAAAGCUACGUGUGCAUAUUAAAGCAGCCGAUAAACAACCAUCAGCGUGUGCCGCACCGGCAUAUUCUUUAGCCAAGACUAUGAGCGUAGAUGUAGGAAGCGCUGGCGGCGCAACAGCAAAAGCGAAAAGCGUCUUAACAUGGGAAAAACAGGAGCAUCUUGUCAAAUUGGCCAUACUUAUUUUGGCAGCCGUUCUGUCAUUCGCCACACGUUUAUUUUCGGUGCUUCGAUUUGAGAGCGUUAUCCAUGAGUUCGAUCCAUAUUUCAAUUACCGCACUACGCGGUUUUUGGCAGAACAAGGCUUUUAUAAGUUCCACAAUUGGUUCGAUGAUCGGGCCUGGUAUCCGCUGGGCCGCAUUAUUGGCGGUACCAUUUAUCCUGGUUUAAUGGUAACGUCGGCGGCACUGUAUAGAAUCAUGUGGUUGCUCAACAUAACCGUGGAUAUACGAAAUGUGUGUGUAUUUCUGGCGCCGUUCUUUUCAUCACUCACCACACUAGUCACCUAUGCGCUGACCAAGGAGAUACACAGCACGGGAGCUGGUCUGGUGGCUGCGGCGCUUAUCUCCAUUGUGCCCGGCUAUAUAUCCCGCUCCGUGGCCGGUUCCUAUGACAAUGAAGGCAUUGCUAUAUUCUGCAUGCUCUUCACGUACUAUUUGUGGAUCAAGGCGGUGAAGUCGGGCACUAUAUUCUGGUCGGCCAUGUCGGCGUUGGCCUAUUUUUACAUGGUGUCUUCGUGGGGCGGCUACGUGUUCCUAAUCAAUCUUAUUCCGUUGCAUGUAUUAGCAUUGAUGUUCACGGGGCGUUUCUCGCAUCGCAUUUACAUUGCGUACAGUACGUUAUAUUGCGUUGGCACCAUACUCUCCAUGCAAAUAUCGUUCGUGGGCUUUCAGCCGAUACAAAGUUCGGAGCACAUGCUGGCCCUGGGCGUCUUUGGACUGUGCCAGAUACACGCUUUCGUCGACUAUCUGCGCUCCCGCAUGCCGAAGGAGCACUUUGAUGUGCUCUUUAAGACGCUGGUCUCCAGCGUGCUCACUGUGGUGUUACUUUUGGGCACGGUGCUUACCAUUACUGGCAAGGUGUCACCAUGGACGGGAAGGUUUUACUCCUUGCUGGAUCCCUCAUAUGCCAAGAAUCACAUUCCAAUAAUUGCAUCAGUUUCUGAGCAUCAACCCACAUCUUGGUCGUCCUUCUACUUUGAUCUGCAGAUCUUGGUCUUUCUCUUUCCGGCGGGCUUGUAUUUCUGUUUCUCCAAACUAACUGAUGCCAAUAUAUUUAUCAUAUUAUAUGGUGUGACAAGUAUUUACUUUGCGGGCGUGAUGGUGCGUCUGAUGCUGGUGCUGGCGCCUGUUAUGUGCGUGCUUUCGGGCAUUGCCAUCUCACAUCUGUUGGCAAAGUAUAUCAAGAGUGUGGAUGCAGUGGCGCCAAAGCCGACAGAGAGUAAGCGACAGCACAAGAAACUAGAGCUACAGAGUGGUGGGGUGAAGAGUGAAGUGGCCAUUGGUUUUGUGACGACCAUAACGUUAAUGUUGGUGGUUUACACCUUCCACUGCACUUGGGUGACCUCAGAAGCGUAUUCCUCGCCAAGCAUCGUACUGAGCGCGCGUUCCCAUGAUGGUGGACGCAUUAUAUUUGAUGAUUUCCGAGAAGCAUAUUAUUGGCUACAGAUGAACACGCCUGAGGAUGCUCGUAUCAUGUCCUGGUGGGAUUAUGGCUAUCAGAUAACAGCGAUGGCCAAUCGCACGAUAUUGGUUGAUAAUAAUACAUGGAACAAUACUCAUAUAUCACGCGUUGGUCAGGCCAUGGCCUCAUCAGAGGAGAAGGCAUAUGAGAUAAUGCGCGAACUGGACGUGGACUAUGUGUUGGUUAUUUUUGGUGGUCUCACCGGCUACUCGUCAGAUGAUAUUAACAAGUUCCUUUGGAUGGUGCGCAUUGGCGGCAGCACCGAUCGUGGAGCCCACAUCAAGGAGAAGGACUAUUAUGCGGCCAAUGGCGAGUUCCGUGUGGACAAGGAAGGCUCUCCUACUUUGCUUAAUUGCUUGAUGUACAAAAUGUGUUACUAUCGCUUUGGACAGAUGUACACGGAGGGUGGCAAGGCGCCUGGCUACGAUCGGGUGCGUGCUGCAGAGAUUGGCAACAAGGACUUCGAGCUGGAUGUGCUCGAGGAGGCCUACACCACUGAGCAUUGGCUCGUCCGUAUUUAUAAGGUCAAGGAUUUACCAAAUCGUGGUGGUUAAAUGCAGUUCUAAACUUGCAGACAGAGCUCUCUACUUUCCUAAAAUCUAACACACUCAGCCUGCGUUUGCCUGUCGGUUUCGCUUUAUUCUUCUCUGUUUAGCUUAUUUGUUGACCGCUUUGGGUAUUCAAUUGUAAAUCUCAUCGUGUCUCCUUAGCGAACGAAUCGUUAAAUGUAUGUAUUUAGAUCGUAAAACAACAAUAGUAUCGUCGCAUUUAAAAAUCUCCCAAGUCGGCAUUUAUCGAGGAUUUAUUACGAUUUUGUAUUUUAUGCUCGCUGACUGCUUGCAAAAAUCUCUGCCUCAGUUGAGUGUUUUUUUUUAGUUUGGUGUAAAAAAAAAAUCACAACAAAAAAACCAUAAUCCUAAAAUAAGCAACAAAGUGAAUCAUACGAAUAAAAAUCUGAUUAAAAAUUGUAA
This is a messenger RNA of Scaptodrosophila lebanonensis, 2778 nucleotides long. It is a transcript of the gene Stt3A, whose product is annotated as dolichyl-diphosphooligosaccharide--protein glycosyltransferase subunit STT3A. Gene Ontology annotation, cellular component: membrane. Gene Ontology annotation, biological process: post-translational protein modification. Gene Ontology annotation, molecular function: dolichyl-diphosphooligosaccharide-protein glycotransferase activity. Bases 208 to 2361 code for a protein of 717 amino acids. The record is from RefSeq and is a predicted model, not a curated record. NCBI's taxonomy places the organism in Eukaryota, Metazoa, Arthropoda, Insecta, Diptera, Drosophilidae. The transcript has 7 exons.